AUGAAAAUAGCAGAAGGUAUCUUUCCCGAGUCCUGCCACAGAGUGACUUAUACUGAAAGAAGCAUCUGUGCCUUCAGAGGCUCAUCAGUGGACAUUUCCUGCACAUACAGCAGUUAUGAAUCUAUCACAUCAACAUUCUGGUUCAGUCCUGAACGUAGUCAUCAGUGGCAGAAUUACUCACAGCCUGAGGACCUUAGUGAAGACUCCCAGUAUGCAGGUCGUGUUCAGUUCCUUGAAACAGAGGGAGGACGCUCCACUCUGAGAAUCUCUGACCUGAGAGAGAGCGAUUCAGCCCAGUAUCACUUCACAUUCAAAACACAAAGCUUUGAAUGGAGGAGUAGUUUACCUGGAACAACUCUGACUGUCACAGAUCCAGCUCUCCAGGUGCAGGUGAUCACAAUAACAGUCCAUCAGUCUUAUACCGAGGCAAAGCUGAAAUGUCUCAGCAGCUGCAGUCCAGCAGGUCGUAUUUCUUACGUCUGGUUCAAGAACGGACAGAAAGUUAUGAAGGAGGAAACUUCUCUUUAUUCAGGGCAGUUUAAUCCUGGUGACAACGUCUCUUGUUCUUUGAAAGGACAUGAGGAUUACAGCUCUCCUUCAGUGUAUGCUCCAAUGCCUCCCUCUGUGUCAAUGAGUCCAUCUGGUGAAAUCACUGAGGGCAGUUCAGUGACUCUGAACUGUAGCAGUGAUGCUAACAUAGCAGCUAAACACACCUGGUACAAGAAGAAUGUAAAUCCAGACCUUCAACCUGUCAGUAAAGAACCACCUGAGAACCAGCUGGGAAUGAGGACAUCUGAAUACAUCUCUAUUGAUGUGAAAUGUGAGUGA
Messenger RNA from Thunnus maccoyii (southern bluefin tuna), 828 nucleotides. RefSeq lists its product as uncharacterized. The transcript is spliced from 5 exons. The record is from RefSeq and is a predicted model, not a curated record. Lineage: Eukaryota; Metazoa; Chordata; Actinopteri; Scombriformes; Scombridae. Bases 1 to 828 code for a protein of 275 amino acids.